Molecule: messenger RNA, 966 nt
Organism: Ostrinia nubilalis (European corn borer)
Lineage: Eukaryota; Metazoa; Arthropoda; Insecta; Lepidoptera; Crambidae
Exons: 8
Coding region: 1-966 (321 amino acids)
Molecular function (GO): calcium ion binding
Source: RefSeq, a predicted model, not a curated record
AUGUUUGAAGAGGUGGCUAUACGUUGCCUCGGGCUAACUCCUGAGGAGGCCCAGGGCACCUUCCGCGCGGUAGACCUGGACGAGAAAGGGUAUAUUACUUACGAUAAUGCUGGCAACUUGUACAUUGAGAUGUUUGAAGAGGUGGCUAUACGUUGCCUCGGGCUGACUUCUGAGGAGGCCCAGGGCACCUUCCGUGCGGUAGACCUGGAUGAGAAAGGGUACAUCACUUACGAUAUUGCUGGAAACAUCCACAUUGGGACCUUCGAAGAGGUGGUUACGCGCUGCCUCGGGCUGACUCCUGAGGAGGCCCAGGGAACCUUCCGCGCGGUAGACCUGGACGAGAAUGGGUACAUCACUUAUGAUAAUGCUGGCAACUUGUUCAUUGAGAUGUUUGAGGAGGUGGCUAUACGUUGCCUCGGGCUAACUCCUGAGGAGGCCCAGGGCACCUUCCGCGCGGUGGACCUGGACGAGAAAGGGUACAUCACUUACGAUAUUGCUGGCAACUCCUACAUUAAGACCUUCGAAGAGGUGGCUACGCGCUGCCUCGGGCUGACUCCUGAGGAGGCCCAGGGCACCUUCCAUGCGGUAGACCUGGAUGAGAAAGGGUAUAUUACUUACGAUAUUGCUGGAAACAUCCACAUUGGGACCUUCGAAGAGGUGGCUACCCGCUGCCUCGGGCUGACUUCUGAGGAGGCCCAGGGCACCUUCCGCGCGGUGGACCUGGAUGAGAAAGGGUACAUCACUUACGAGGUGGUUACGCGUUGCCUCGGGCUGACUCCUGAGGAGGCCCAGGGUACCUUCCGUGCGGUAGACCUGGACGAGAAAGGGUACAUCACUUACGAGGUGGCUACGCGCUGCCUCGGGCUGACUUCUGAGGAGGCCCAGGGCACCUUCCGCGCGGUAGACUUGGACGAGAAAGGGUACAUCACUUACGGUGAGUUCAAUGUUCAAGACUCUAUGAGAUAA